Theileria annulata is the source of this 579-nucleotide messenger RNA. RefSeq names its product Ahp/TSA family-related protein, putative. Gene Ontology annotation, cellular component: cytoplasm. Gene Ontology annotation, biological process: cellular response to oxidative stress; cell redox homeostasis. The transcript is spliced from 3 exons. The record is from RefSeq and is a predicted model, not a curated record. NCBI's taxonomy places the organism in Eukaryota, Apicomplexa, Aconoidasida, Piroplasmida, Theileriidae. Gene Ontology annotation, molecular function: thioredoxin peroxidase activity. Bases 1 to 579 code for a protein of 192 amino acids.
AUGGAUUUGGGGAUUCUUUUACUGAUAAUAAGUUUGUACUUGAAUAAAAAGGUCCAUAACUGCUAUUGUAUGAAUUUUUUAUACAGAAGUUUCUCUUUUCUUAGUCCAAUAAAGAGCAUGGUGUCAGAGAGUCCCCUGGGUAAGUUCGGUACAACUUUGUCUGCUGAAGCGUUAAGUGAAACUCUAACCACACAUAAGAGCGAAAAAACUUCGCUCAAGAAACUUCUGGGAGAACUACCUCCAGGCUACAAAGGCCUGGUCCUGUUCCUGUUCCCGUCAGCCGGAACUCCAGGCUGCACAAAACAGGCCUGUAACUUUACAAGCAACUACAAGGCUUUCAAAGAUAAAGGCUACGAAGUGUACGGACUAACCAGCUCAGAAAGAACUCCAGCCUGGAAGUGGACCGAGAAGCAUAACCUUAGUUUUACAACACUGGUGGAUAAGGAAAUGAAGGUAGUUGACCACCUUGAUUGCAGAAAACUCGGUUUAUUCGUGCACAGGUCCCACUUGGUCCUUUCCAAGGAAGGGAAGGUGUUGGCUUUUGAAAAGGGCGUGAACGCAGGUACGUCAAUUUUUUAA